Acanthamoeba castellanii str. Neff is the source of this 3255-nucleotide messenger RNA. Its product is annotated as protein kinase domain containing protein. Lineage: Eukaryota; Discosea; Longamoebia; Acanthamoebidae. Gene Ontology annotation, biological process: protein phosphorylation. Gene Ontology annotation, molecular function: ATP binding; protein kinase activity. The coding region runs from base 1 to 3255 and encodes 1084 amino acids. The transcript is spliced from 19 exons. The record is from RefSeq and is a predicted model, not a curated record.
AUGUCCACUUCAACAAGUUUUGGGCCUCGUUGGCGGGUGGCCUUUUACUCGCUCGGGACCAACUUGGCGCUGUCCAACUAUGGGGCGGGCUACAUCGAUUUCAUGUGCUUGGACCGAGGCAUUCCCGCAGCGCAAGCAGCCCAGUACGGCGACCUGGCCCAGUUCCCCAUCGCUGGCCAAGCGCUGGUUCUGGCCUACAACAUCUCCACCCUCGGCUCGACCGAUCCGCUGCUGAUCCUCGAUCGGGAUACUGUCGGGCGCAUUUUUGCGGGCAACAUCUCCAUGUGGGACGACCAGGCCAUCCAAGACCUCAACCCGCUGCUGGUCGGGAAGCUGCCGCCCCUCAACAUCACCAUCGGCUAUUCCGACAAUGCGGGGAUCAGCGUGCCGGAGGUGUUCAAGCGCGCGCUGGUGUCGUUCAGCCCCCUUUUCUCGGAUGCGCUCGACGCCGCUGGUGGUCUGUUCUCGGCCAUGCCUCCGGCUCUGCGGGGCACCGGCUUUUCUGCCGGCACCAGCUCGACCAACCGCCUCACGUGGCUCAAGGCACGCACGAACGCGAUCACGUUUGUGAGCUACGCCGAUGCGGUCACGUCCGGGGUCAAGUAUGCCCAAAUGUACAAUAGGGAGAACGUCCUCGUGACGGCCUCGAGCACCACCGUGCAAUCGGCGAUGGCGGCCUUCCUGCCCGAGUUCGGCCAGAGCAACUUCACCGUCGACAUUUACGAUGCGGAGGGCACCAACAGCUGGCCUCUCGCCUUGAUGUCCUACGUUUCGCUGAAUCGCGACGUGACUGCAGUCGAUUGCAAUGUCGUGCGCGAAUUGCUCAACUUCGUCGCUUGGAUUCACACCAACGAUGGUGCCUCGCAAGCCUUGCUCGACCUCAACUUUGUUCCGCUGGACGUGACCCUGCGGAAGCGGCUGAUCGAUCUGCUCAACACGGUGGCGUGUAACAACGAGCAGGCCUACACGACGAACUACCUGGUGGGCGUUGGCCCUGCCCUGCCCCUGUACACGGGAUGGUCUGUGGCGCGCAGCUCCUCGCUGGACAACAAGGUCAAGUACUACCUCGCCUCGGCCUCCACCGAGGCCCCCGAGCAGCUGGCCUCUUACGACAGCGAUUUUGGUGCUUCGAACAGCGGAGUCAAUUCUUCGUGGUUGUCGACCAUUCCCGACCUCGCCGUCUUGCCCAUCACUGCCUAUGCCACAGUGCCUGGCUACAACAUUCCCGAACUGAAAAACCACACGCUGGUGUUCACUUUCGAGAUCCUCGCGGGGAUCUACAUGAACAACAUCACGAUGUGGGACGACUACAGGAUCAAGGCUGUCAAUACGGCCGAAGUGGCGGCGCUCCUUCCCGCCCAAGUCAUCUACGUGUGCCUGCAAUCUACGGCGUCCGAGACCACCCUCCUCUUCACGUCCGUCCUCAGUGCCGUGGUGCCCGAAUUCGCAGCAGCUGUCGGCAGUGGCUCGCUCGUUAGCUUCCCGGUUCAGGUCGGCACGGGCAAUCGCACGCAGAGUGCCGCCGAUGCUCAAGCUCUCGUGCGCGAUCUUAUCUUCACCUCCUAUGCCAUUGGCUUCGUCCGACUCGACGCCAUCAAGCUGUCGUCGAAAUACUUGGCCGCCGCCUCGUUGAGGAACCCUGCCGGCAAUGUGGUCGCGCCCAACACCACAACAGUGACGAGCGCCAUCAACGACUUCCUCUCCAAUAGCUCAUACGCCUACGAGUCCCUCGCGCUCGGUCCGGGCGCCAACAGCUGGCCGCUGGCUACCUUUGGGUCGUUCUUCUACCACCAGUCCACAAUGCAAUCUUGCGCCAAAGCCAAAGCCCUCGCCGACUUCUUCUACUGGACGCAGACCGAUUCCAAUGCGGUGUCCCUUGCCGACACGCAAGGCUACAUCUUGGCCUUGACGAUCGAGCCUGUCAGGCGGCAAUUCCUCACCCUGCUUAAGGAGUUCACCUGCGACGACGUGAGCGUGAGCAGCAUCGCGCCGUGCAUCAACGACGGCACGUUGUGCUCCGAUGCCGGCACCUGCACGGAAAACGUCGGCUGCGUAUGCAACACCGGACGCACGGGCACCUACUGCCAGGACCUCGUCGCCGACAGCAGUUCGACCAACGAGUCACUCAUCGUCGCCCUGAGUGUGGCGCUGCCGGCGGCUGCCGUGCUGUUCCUGCUGCUGGCUUGCAUCAUCCUGCUGCUCCUGUUGGUCCUGUUCAGGCGAAGGGACCGCGACGAUUGGGAGAUCCAGUACGAGGAACUCGAGGUUGGCGACGUGCUCGGCACCGGCGGCUUCGGCGAAGUAUACCGGGCGCUGUGGAAGGGUACCGAAGUGGCCGUCAAGGUCAUGGCCUCGGAGAAGGCCUCCAAGGACAUGGAGCGGAGCUUCAAGGACGAGGUGCGGGUGAUGACGGCGUUGCGGCAUCCCAACGUGGUGCUGUUCAUGGCCGCGUGCACCAAGCCUCCGAAGAUGUGUAUCGUGAUGGAGUUCAUGUCCCUGGGAUCCCUCUACGACCUGCUGCACAACGAGCUUAUUCCUGAAAUUCCUUUCGCGCUGAAGGUCAAGGUGGCCUACCAGGCCUCCAAGGGCAUGCACUUUUUGCACUCAUCGGGCAUCGUUCAUCGUGAUCUAAAGUCCCUCAAUCUUCUGCUGGAUUCCAAGUGGAACGUCAAGGUGAGUGACUUUGGUCUGACCAAGUUCAAGGAGGACAUGAAAAAGGGCGAUGCGAAGAACAUGGUGGGCAGCGUGCAUUGGACCGCGCCGGAGAUCCUCCAGGAGACCCCCGACUACACGGACAUCAUCACCAACUGCUGGCACACGGACCCCAGCGUGCGACCGACGUUCCUCGAGGUGAUGACGCGCCUCAGCGGGAUGGUGGGCGACGCCACCGGUGGCGCGUCGGCCUCGUUCACCUCGACGUCGUCCAAGGGCGGCAAGAGCAUCUACGGCUCGUCGUGGUCCGUUCCGGGCUCCUCGACCAACAGCACCAACUCGCGCGGCAGCAAGAGCUCCCAGUCGAGCAACUCGUCUCAAAGUGGCGUGGAGGGCGCCGCGGCAGCGACCGACAUGCGCCCGCCCGAGGGCGACAUCACGAUCGUCUUCACCGACAUCUCGCGCGCCGCAUCGCUGUGGGAGUUCAACCCGAUCGCCAUGCGCGACGCCACGGUGCUCCACAACGGCACCCUCCGCGGCCUGCUCAAGCGCCACCGGGGCUACGAGGAGGUCACCCGCACAUCGCUCCAAAAGCAAUCAUAA